AUGUCCAGCCUUGCUGCCGGCCUCAAGCGACCUCCCUUACGUUCUGCCUUGCGCAGGAGACACGCCCCUGAUGUUUUACAACGUCGACCGCCCUUUGCGAGCUGCAGCCGGAGGCGCCUCAGCACUGGCGAUACCGCGGGUGGAGGGCAGUCGCGCAUCUCGACGGUCUUUACGAUACUUCUGGGUGUUGGGAUAGCGACGACUGGCUAUGGAAUUUACCAGUUCUACCAGACGUUUACGUUAUGGCCACCAGAAGUCCGUGGAGACCUCCGCGCUGGGAUUAAAGCGAAGCGCAAUGGAGACUUGGUACUCGCUGAGCGGUACUUGCACAGGGCAUUAGAAACCGCGCACUCCCUCCCCCUCUCCGCCUUCGCACACGAGCCCUACCUCAAACUCUCCGGCAUCUCCAUCGCCCUCGCAGAAGUCCUCGAAGCGAACAGCAAGCCCGCCGAGGCGUACGCGACCUACUCCGACGCGCUCGCGCGCCUGCAGAAAGCCAUCGCCUAUAGCGAGCAGCUCAAGGAGCUGGUGCUCACGGGCCCGGAACGCCUGCGCGGCGUCGCGCUCGCGUGCAAGCUCGGCGAGAUGGCGGACGCGUACCAGCAGCCGGCCGAGGAGGAGGAGCGCUGGCUCACGUGGGCCGUCGAGGAGCUGCUGCGCACGCUCGCGGACCUGCGGCAGCACCGCGACGUGCAGCUCGCGGCGCAGCGGGAGGAGAAGGGCAAGGACGUGCAGCUUGUGCUGGCGGAUCUGGACUUGCCGCGGUGGGUGACGAAGACGGAUGUGGGCGCGCCGAUCGAGGCGCUCGGCGCGUUCUACGCGAAGACUGGCAAGGUUGAUUAUGCUAUGACGCUGUACCUUCAAGCCAUAUCUAUCCUCAUGCCUCCUGCGGGAUCAGGAACCAGUGCAUCUACCGAGGACAGCUGCCGCGCUGCGCAACUCAUGAGCAAUCUCUCCGAGCUGAUUAUGCGCGGAGCACCAACGCCCGAUAAGCUACAUCAAGCAGAAGCGUGGGCGCAGCAAGCCCUAGCUGUCAUCAAUAAAACCACAAAGACCCACCGGGGCAACCCAGAACAGAUCGCGGGUUGCGAGCAUGCCCUGGCCGCCGUGUUAUUCAACUUGGGGUCACUGAGAGAGGCGAGUGCUAUGAACAACGACCGAGCCGCGGCGAAAGACUACUUCGCCACCAGCCUGGAGCAGUCAAAACGCAUGCAGUCGAAAGAGGGUGUAAUCGAGGCGACGACGGCGCUGCGCCGCCUCGAGAGGCUUGACCGUGCCUCUACAAAGAAAACCAGCGAUGCAUAACAGGGACAAUAAAUACGUUGCGAUGUUCGGACAACCAUGGGAGGGACAAAAUCAAUGAAUGCACAAGAUCAUGAGAGUAUACACGGCGGGCAAAGCAGGUGUCCUUUUUCC
Molecule: messenger RNA, 1416 nt
Organism: Gloeophyllum trabeum ATCC 11539
Lineage: Eukaryota; Fungi; Basidiomycota; Agaricomycetes; Gloeophyllales; Gloeophyllaceae
Exons: 7
Coding region: 1-1305 (434 amino acids)
Molecular function (GO): protein binding
Source: RefSeq, a predicted model, not a curated record